UGUUGCAUGACUACAGAGUGUAAAAACUGAAACUGAAAAUCAAUGAAAGUACAUCAUAAAUCUUUAGUGCUGGUGUUAUUCAUGUCACGUGGGGCGAGGCUUUCUGAGGAAAUGGUCUGAAAGAAAACUGCGGCGAGGUUGUCAGGAAGAGGAACACAUCCUCUCUCACUGGUCCGAUCAACAACAAUCUACUUUGCUCUCUGUUCACCAUGAAGCUGUAUGGAGCUUUGAUCCUGUUUGUGACUCUAUCUACAGCAUGUGGAUUGAGAUGCUACACAUGCAUUACCGCAGACCCAAGAUCAUGCACAGACACCAGAUCUUGUGAACCUGGGCUUGAUCGAUGUUUCUCUCUCAAAUUCAAUGGCGUGACCACCAAGGGCUGCAUAAACAGUCUGAGCUGUGCUGUAGGUGUCAUGUCAUGCUGUGAAGGAGACCUGUGUAACAGUGCAGUUCCAACUGGUUCCAGUGUCCUCCUGCUGCUGGUAUCUUCAGCCCUCAUCACUCUCUUUCUCUAAGGCUCUGGGAUCCUCUUAUUUUAAUGCUGCACUUCUUGUGUCUGAACCAAUUUGUAUCACUGCAGAUGAAUAAAAACAAUUAAGUUUCACUGGAAACUAUAUCUCAAAGUCAAUUACAUAAUCUUAUGCACAUGUUAAUCCUUUGCUUUCACUCAUGGAUUGAAUAAAAAGAGCUGGCUAUACAAUGAAAAUCAA
Messenger RNA from Labrus bergylta (ballan wrasse), 710 nucleotides. Lineage: Eukaryota; Metazoa; Chordata; Actinopteri; Labriformes; Labridae. The record is from RefSeq and is a predicted model, not a curated record.